Messenger RNA from Striga hermonthica, 486 nucleotides. The record is from the annotation of a GenBank genome assembly. Lineage: Eukaryota; Viridiplantae; Streptophyta; Magnoliopsida; Lamiales; Orobanchaceae.
AUGGCGAUCAAAGGCGUCGAUUUCAAGUGGUAUGAUGGGUUCUUCUUGUCUAUGCUCGUUACAAGUAUAAUAAUUGUGGUAGUCAAUUGGAGCAAGUACCAUUCAUGUAUGUACCCGUUGCACAUAUGGAUUGUGGUUGAUUAUACCUCAGUCUUUAUUUUCCGGCUCUUGAUGUUUAUGGACAAUGGAUUGGCUUCCGGAAUGGGAUUGGAUCUCGGCUGGCAGCAAAGAUAUGCACGAUUUAUUGGAAGAGCUGUUGUACUAUCGAUUCUUGUUUUGCUACUUUAUCCCUUUCUUUUGGCUUGGACCGUCAUAGGCACCCUGUGGUUCACUCGGGCGAAAAAUUGUUUGCCGGAGGAUGGCCAGAAAUGGGGUUUCUUUAUUUGGUUGCUUUUCAGCUAUUGUGGGCUUGUGUGCAUUGCUUUCAUCUGUAUGGGAAAGAUCAGAUGUUUUACUUUGUACCGCUCACUCUCAUGCCCAAAAUGA